Molecule: messenger RNA, 2610 nt
Organism: Onthophagus taurus
Lineage: Eukaryota; Metazoa; Arthropoda; Insecta; Coleoptera; Scarabaeidae
Source: RefSeq, a predicted model, not a curated record
UUAAUAAUUCAUCAUUUGAAGUGUACGUUUACGAAAAUGUCGCAGUUAUUAACGAAUUACUUAUUAAUUUUCGUUGUGGUAUGUGUGCAAGGAAUCUUUGUUUCUUGUGGAAAUGCCGAUGUAUACUGGAGGGAUUAUAGAGGAACAAUCCCAAGAGACGCAGUUCCUACCGAUCAUGGAACUUACAUUGCCCAAGUAAUUAUUGAAAAUGGUGGAAUUGUUCCGGGAACUUUAUACCCGGAUAGGAAAGUUGCUGUGUCUGAAGCACCAAGCGGAAGAGUUGAAUUUUUAAACAAUAUUAAAAUAUUAUGUUCCCCACAACCUAGUGCUUUAAAAUGGGAAUACGUAAACACGAAUCAAUUAGAUGCGAAGUUCUUGGAGAAAUGCAUCGUUGGUGGAUUUGAAGUCGGACACACGCUUUAUAUUGGAAAAGUUUUCCAUCAGGGUCAAUGGAAAAUAGGAAAAGUGUUUCCACCUCAUGCUGAACACACAGGUUUGAGAGUUUGGUGGAAUGAUGGAAAUAAUUACGCUCCGCAAGAUUUUCAAAUAUUAAUGGAGCGGUAAUUUUUAGGUUUAAAUUUGUGUUUAAAAUGUUAUACAAUUUUUUAUUAGAAUUUUAAAAGUAAUAAAUAUUUGAAAUUAAAAUAUCGAAAUAUAUAUGGUUCUUCGCAUUCAGUAAUCUCUUCCCAAACUAAUCUUAAUUAAGUUUCUAAAUUCAUCUUCACCGAGCGCUAAAGUUUUGUACAAGCCAAGCAAUAAUUUCCAAAAGCUCAACCGAAUCUAAAAUUCAAACAAACCUCAAUCCCCAUAAAUCUCUUCUUUGUAUAAUGGGGUUAAUAAGUAAAGAUGCGAAGAAUCAUACAAGAUAAGGUAACCUGUGCGAUAUAAAGAAUAAUGAUAAGUUUAGCCAAGAUGCAAAUAAAUUGAAGGUUGUGUUACAACAGAGAAGAAACCCCAGAACGUUGAAUGCAACUAAUAUAAUCUCCUCUUGGUCCUCAACAAUGCUAAGUUUUGCAAAAUACCUAUAGCAAUAGCUAAGAAUAAAGCUCUUAUUUAAUUUUUAAGUAUUUAGACAAGUUUUCAAUGAUUACCAACCAGUUUGUAAUUAUUUUGAAUAACUUGGCAUAGCUAUAAGUUAUUUUGCAAUCAUUUCGACAAGAUUCCAAUCAUUACCUACCAAUUUUGCAACGUUGAAGAUUUGUUUUGAACAUCGUUAGAGGCAUUUAGAUAAGUUUCUAAACAUUACGUUCUAAAGACGCUAAACCCAAGACUUUCUAGUUCUACGUCUAGUGUUAGUUCUAGUUUUAAUUCAAUGAAAAAUAUACAACAAUCAAACGCAGAAUAAUAACUACGACUAGAAAGUUUCGGGUUUAGCCGUGCGUCUUCAGACAAACUGAAAAUUAUUGAAAGUAUGUCUAAAUGAUUAAAAACUGGUUGAUUGUCGUGGAAAACUUGGCGAUAUCAUUGAGAGCUGGUUUUUAGCUGUCCCAGGUUGUUCAAAAUGAUUGAAAAUUGAUAGAUAAUCCUUGAAAGCUUGUCUAAAUGAUUAAAAACUAGCAGGUUAUCACUAAUAACUUGUGUAUAACAUUGAAAAGUAGUUUCUAGUUAUGCCAGGUUGAUCAAAAUGAUUAAACAUAAGUUGGUAAUCUGUAUAAUAUUAUAUACACAGUUGUGAACUUGGUUGCGUACAUUACGGUUCAUAAAGUUUGCCGAACCUCGUGCUCGACUUGAGGUCAAGAACGAAUUUGAGUCGUUUACAAGUAUAGAAUAUAGAAAAAUUCUAUUAUUUACAAACCUUGCUCAAAGGUGAAGCAGCAGCAGUCAUUGCUUCACUCCCGAUAUCUGACAUUAAUUAUGGCACGGCAUGACAAUUGUUACAACGUCGAUACGAAAACGAAAAAGCAAUAAUAAAUGCUAACAUUAAAGAAUUAGUCACAUUAAGAGCUUUCUCUCAUACGUUCCAAAAAAACUACCGAGCACUUGCCGUAUUAGGUGAAAAGGUGAAAACCUGGGAUAGGCUUCUAAUUUACUUGCUAUUUACUAAACUAGACAUGAAUUCCAAACGCGAAUGGGAAAAUCACAGCAAACAUAUACAAAAACCCACUUUGAAUGAUUUCAUAAAAUACUUAAGGUUGUAGACUCACGAUCCAACAAGGUCAUAAUUUUCAAUAAUUACAAAUAAUUGUAAUGUACGACUGAGUUUCAAGAUGUCGUCCGGUCGAACGUCGUAGUAGGAAGAUAAACACAAUUUUCUUACUUGACUAUCUUUAUUUUCUCCAGGCGAAGGGGUUUGUACAGAGUAUGGUGAUCUUUUCGGUUGUAGUUUGAUACUGUUAAUAAUUGGUUUUACAAAUUUCGUGAUCUUUUAUAUUAAGUCGAAACGAUUAGAAUAAUCAUUAAGUAACGAGAAUUACCAAAGUUCGUUCUUAAUUGUUUUCGUCUUUUGGUGAUCAAUUGUUUGUUCUUGAUAUUUAAAUGACAUUUAACGGAUGUUUUCUUAGUUAUCUACUUAUGGUUACUCUAUUUUAAUCUUAAAUUUCUUAAUUAGAUUAUUAUUUGAAGUUAUAACAAGAUAAUGAUUGUUGUUACAUUAUAGUUAUAUUACAAUUG